This is a messenger RNA of Daphnia pulicaria, 492 nucleotides long. RefSeq lists its product as uncharacterized. The coding region runs from base 1 to 492 and encodes 163 amino acids. The transcript has 5 exons. The record is from RefSeq and is a predicted model, not a curated record. Lineage: Eukaryota; Metazoa; Arthropoda; Branchiopoda; Diplostraca; Daphniidae.
AUGACUUUAAUCAAAUCUAUGUGGAUCAAUCGCGAAAUAAAUUAUAACGUAAAACACAGCAAGCAGUUGACUGCAAAAAUUUAUCUGCUAUACAGACAGACUCAGAAAAUAAUUCAAUUGGAGGAAAGGAAUGUUAUCGUAGAUAAUGCAGGAAAUGAAGAAAAUGAUUCAAUAAAUGAUACCAGUUCUCAGCAUGGAUUAAACAACAACAAAACACGAGACGACACAAAUGACGAGGAUGACGAAGAUGAAGAAGAGUCUGAAAGUGAAAAUGAGGAUAAAGAAGGGAAGAAAUACCCUAACACAACAAAAUUGAACUCACCAUCAGAUUCAUUUAUGAAUGCCAUCCAGGAAAAAAUUGAUGAGUUAUUGAAAGAUCAAUCUGUCACCAUUCAAAAUGUGAGUGAAUUUAAAAUAUACAACAUGUACAAGUUCGUAGGAGACGUUAUGAGCCACAUUUUCACACAAGAUUACUUGAGAAGUAAGAAAUAA